GGUGUACAAAAGCAGCAGUAGCAUCCCAGUUUUUAAUGAGCACUUCCAAAAACCGGUUCCCAGCGUGUGUGGAAAAUAUUCGAAUAAGAGAUGAUGAUCUUUAACAACUUCGUACUGUUGCUGCUCAUCGCCUGCAUCGCCCUGCAGGUCUUCGUGGUGGAGAGUGAGAAGGGACAGGGGAAGAAGGGAAAGGGAGAGGGCAAAGGCAAGGGGGCAGGGAACAGGGAGGCGACGCCGGAGAACCACCCCGUGGCACCCCGGGGUAGCGACAAGGGUCAGAAGACCCGAGGAGGAAAGGAAGCCUUCAAGGGUAAAUUUUCCACGAAAGAUAAGAAGCAGUGCACCUGGGCGGCAAACGGCGAGGACAAAUUCACGCUUGGAGUCACAUGCAAAAAAGGAGAGGAGAGUUUUAACUGCGAGUACACAGCCACACCUGCCAGAUGUCCCCAGUACGCGUCCAACGUCAAGAUGUACUGGAAGCAGAUCGCCCGUGCCCUGAAAAAACAGAAGACUUUGUGCCAGGAUGCGAAUGCCAUUAUUAAAACGGGCGUCUGCAAGAAAGCCGCCAAGGACGCGCAUUUCAGACUAAACCUCGCACCGCCACAGACAGUGACUGAGACCGCGAUUAUGUCCUCAAAGGGAAACAAGUCGUGCACGGAGGACGUGGACAAUGAAAAACGGGCAGAAGAAUACUGCAACGGCUCAUGGUCAUCCUUGUGUACUUUCUUCUUCUCAAUGGUACAAAACGGGGAUUGCUGAGUACCUAACGCACCUAGUGUGGUUAAAACCCUUCACUUCAAGCUCUAUGUCUUUCUAGCGUCCGAAUGUACAAAAAGCAAGGGAUUUUCCCGACGAUUAUUAACAUAUUUUAAAAAGCAAAUAUAUAAUGCACUGAUUUGAUCUCUUUUUUCACGAGCUGUUUGCUUUAAUUUUGCUUAUACAUUUGUAUUUAUAAGUUUUAAAGAUGCUAAAUAAAUAUUUUUAUGUAUU
Molecule: messenger RNA, 990 nt
Organism: Paramormyrops kingsleyae
Lineage: Eukaryota; Metazoa; Chordata; Actinopteri; Osteoglossiformes; Mormyridae
Gene: fgfbp1b
Product: fibroblast growth factor binding protein 1b
Biological process (GO): cell-cell signaling
Molecular function (GO): growth factor binding
Source: RefSeq, a predicted model, not a curated record